This is a messenger RNA of Selaginella moellendorffii, 1960 nucleotides long. RefSeq names its product endoribonuclease YBEY, chloroplastic. The record is from RefSeq and is a predicted model, not a curated record. NCBI's taxonomy places the organism in Eukaryota, Viridiplantae, Streptophyta, Lycopodiopsida, Selaginellales, Selaginellaceae. The coding region runs from base 40 to 1674 and encodes 544 amino acids. The transcript has 10 exons. Gene Ontology annotation, molecular function: metalloendopeptidase activity. Gene Ontology annotation, biological process: rRNA processing.
AGUUGGGAUUUUAGGGCUCUUUAUUCAGUUCUCUGAGCUAUGGCGCUAGCUCGUAGCGUCUUGCCCGGCACCAAGGCGUCGUCCAGGAUCUCCGGCAUUGGAUAUUUCAAUCUGAGGCAGUGGCAACGGUCGAGCAGCGUCGCGUUUACGCGAUCUUGGGCUCCGAUUAAGUGGUCGCUCCAGCAAAGAUGCUCCGCCAGUGGUUUUCUUGUGAGUGAUAGGAAGAGCUCUCAGUUUCAAGUAAAAUGUGUGUCUACGGUGGCUCCCGAGAAGGAGCUGGAGAUCAGCACACCUGUUAUAGCGGAAGAAUCUCUGGCGAUGACACCAGAGAUCCAGGGUGCGAUCAAAGAGCUUGAGAAGGACGCACGUUUGGCUGUGGAACUCGCAAUCAAAGGCUAUGAAGCGGCCGAAUCGGCUGAAACCACUGAGCUUUCAGUGACCAUUUGCGAUGACAAGUAUAUACAAAAGCUGAACAAGGAGUGGCUCGGCAAGGAUCGUCCCACCGAUGUGUUGUCAUUCCCUCAAGAUCAGCCAGCGGGAGAAUCGCCUCUUCUGUUGCUGGGAGAUGUAGUCAUUUCUGUAGAGACUGCUGCUCGUCAAGCACAAGAAAGAAAUCAUUCUCUUCUCGAUGAAAUGAGGAUUUUACUGGUUCAUGGCUUGCUUCAUGUUCUGGGACACGAUCACGAGCUGGGAGUCAAAGAGUCCAAGGCCAUGGCAAAAAAAGAGAUGGAGAUUCUAAGCAGUCUCGGAUGGACAGGCAAAGGACUAAUCUCCGCGUCUCAAUCCGAGCCGGCAGCCGAUACAAAAGAAUCCAAGACUAAAUCUGUUCCUCGAAAGAAGAAAAGAUCCCCGUUUAAGAUCUUGUUCUGUGACAUGGAUGGCACCCUCUUGAACAGCAGAAGCCAAGUAUCGAGGAAGACGGCAGAUGCUCUCAAAGCAGCGCUAGGAAUCGGUGUGCAAGUAAUCAUAGCUACUGGAAAGACUAGACAAGCAACCAUGAAAGCACUUCGACCAGUUGGACUAGAAGGCCAGGGUGGUGUUCUCUCAAGCACCACGCCUGGUGUCUUUAUCCAGGGAUUGCUAGUGUUUGGAGAAGGAGGUGCCGUUGUUCAUAGAGGAGUGCUGCCUCUGGACUAUUGCACCAAAGCCUUUCAAUAUUCGCUAGAGCACAACAUUCCCGCAGUUGGAUUUUGUGGAGACCGCAUUGUGGCCUCGUUUGACCAUCCGUUCCUCGAUCAUUUGCACGAGGAUUACUUCGAGCCUAGAGGGGAAGUUUUAAAGUCUAUAGACGAGCUGGAGAAGCACAAAGUCCAGAAGCUAUUGUUUUUCGAGGAGCAGGAAAGGAUCGACCGGAUUCUCAGGCCGGAAUGGCAGUCGAUAACGCAGGGCCAUGCGACGCUCGUCCAGGCGCAGCGAGACAUGCUGGAGAUCCUCCCCGAGGGUGCCUCCAAGGGCGCGGGAGUGAAGCUACUGCUCCAACACAUGGACGUUGAUCCGGACGAGGUGAUGGCGAUUGGAGACGGCGAGAACGACAUCGAGAUGCUAGAGAUGGUUGGAUGGGGAGUUGCCAUGGGCAACGGAGCUCCAAAAACUCUGGAAGUCGCCGACGUUACUGUGGCUACCAAUGACAAGGAUGGAGUGGCUGAAGCGCUGGAACGUUUCAUCCUUCCAUGAUAAAGCAUCGCCUAUACAAGAUAAACUCGGUGGAUCUAUAACAGCAUCAACAACAAGAACUAGCUAUAUACUUGUGGAUCUGGAACUUUGACAGGAAACAGCAUCAGGCUGGAAACAGUCGAUCAUCUCCUCUCCAUCCAGCAGAUCGACCAUACAGCUUUAACGUAAAAGAUUUUAGAGACAAGUUAUAGCGCUCAACGCACAACUAAGCAUUAGACAUAUGAAUGCAAAAAUGCUUUUGUCAAAAGAGAAAAUGGAAAUGGUCAAGAGUGACAAUUCGGAGGAA